CUCCGAUAAUUUGCUCUACUGGUUCGUCCUGAAUCCUUCGACAUGGAAGGUCAGCUGCCAGACGAUGGUUUGAAAUGGUUCGGUGAAGGCUUCGAUGGCUUUCCCAAACGCCUUCCCGAUGACUGUGUAGAGUACGUUAUCCAUGUCAUUCACGGCGGGCUGAACUCCAAUGCCGCUCUGCGAACAAGACUAAACGAGAUAUUGAAGGCGGCAAACGAGCUGAAGAAGAAGCUACUCAAGGACUACAUCUGGCAAAGGCAAGACUUCAAUCUCGCGUUACACCCCAAAAUUGAUGUCGCGACAGCCUCUGCAAAAAGUGCACCGAAAACAGUGUCACAUUUACGAGGGCGAACAGACUUUGGUGACUCAAUCGCGGAUGAGUGGCUCAUCGUAUAUUUGCUCACCGAGCUGAGCAAAGGAAAUCCUGAUGCCUGGAUACGUGUCUACGAUACCGACGGCGAAUUCUUGCUCAUCGAGGCAGCGAACGCUCUUCCCAAGUGGCUGAACCCCGAAAUCUGUGAAAAUCGUGUCUGGAUCAACGAUGGUCGAAUCAAAAUCAUUCCGGUCGACAAAAGCUCGCUUCCGCGUAACUUGACCUCAGAGGAGGCUCUAUCCUUCAUCAAAAGAACGCCGAGUGAUCUUCUUGUAGACCAGGAUAUUCAACAAGAAGCGUUUCAUAGGCUCCGGGAGUAUCCUUCAGCUAUCUCUUCCUCAUUCCACCAUGCUCUCAUCACGAUCCCGCGAAAGCUAGCAUACCUGCUACAUCGCAACCCGGCCUACAUUUCGCCAGCGAUCGAGUCUUUCUACUUGCGUGACCCAGUGAGCUUGAAACCGCUUACGACGAAAGACACCAACACUCUUCGCUUUGCUCCCGAGGACUUUGUGACAGUAAGGGUCAAAUUCACGAAAGUCGGGUUUGCUCAGCUCCGAAGUCAAAUUUUCGAUCCUCCACCAGCAUGGACCGGUAUAAUCCCUCGUAUGCAAGAUGAGAAGGUGGCGCUGGGCAUGAAACUUACAUGCGGCUUCGAGAUGCUGGUCACUGACAAGCAGUACCAGGACAAGCGGGCAGUGCAGGAGAUGAACUUGUUAUUGGAAGACCUGGAGAGUGGAGAAGAAGAGCUACCUGGCGAUGAUGAGAUCGAGCUGUGGCCGCAUGUGCAAGACGACGAUAAGUGGCUGAACAUCGACUUCAAAGACUUUGAGAAGGAGCUCGAUGGCAAAGCCAACUCAAGUGGUGGCAAAGGUGGCUUCGGCGAUCAAGGCGCUCAGGAAAAUCUUCGGAAAAUGGUGUCGCGCUUUGAGGACUUCUUAGAAGAUGAUGAGGCUGGCGUGGAUGGUGUGGAUGACAUGGAUGAAGACGAUGAUGACGAUGAUGCUCAGUCUUCCUCUCACGUAAAAGACGACCAAGAGAGCAAAGCCGAGAAACAAGAAUCAGAGGAACCGAAAGUCAAGGACUUUGCUGCAACAGGGGAUAAAAACGAGCAUGAGGAGCCACAAACGAAAUUCAAUGCCCCUGAGGCACUUGAAGACAUGGAGUUCGAACGAGCCAUACAUGACACUGCCGCAAUGCCAGCCUGGCAUAUCGAAAAAUCUGGUCUGCUAGAUGAAGCUCGCCGGCUUGCCCUUGAGGACGACGCCGAAAUGAGCGAUGGCGUUGUGGAUGAAUCUGAAGAGCUACGCAAAGUCAUGGAACUGAUGGAGCAAGAGCUUAAAGGCCAUGGUGCACUCAAUCUGGAAAAUGGGACAUACAAGAAAGUCAAAUCGAAAGGCAAGGCCGCAGCGGACGUGGCUUCGCACGGCAAUAUUAAGCCUGUCUUUGGACCACCACGACCGCCGCACAUGCUUUCGACCUCCAGCGAUCAGCCAUCUAAGACAAAUAGUAAAUCCGUCAAAUUUGCCUCAACGACAAGCACAAAAGAAGAGGAGGAGGAGGAGGACGAAUCAGCCGAUGAGGAGAUCAAUCCCUCGCGUAGUAAAAACGCCUCGAUUCGACCCAAGCCGCCCGCUUUCGCCCGAUCAGGUCCUUUUGAUAAUCAGUCAGAAGACAUUGAAGAAGGCGCAGAGCUCUCUUCGGACGAGGACGACGGGUUUAACGAUGUUGAUCUGGGCCUUGCGAAGAAUAUGCUCGAAGCAUUCAAAGGUCAGGCGGGAAUGAGUGGGCCUGCUGGGAAUUUGAUGAAGGCAUUAGGUGUGCAGAUGCCGAGGGAUGAGGAAGGCGAGGAUUAA
Cercospora beticola is the source of this 2226-nucleotide messenger RNA. RefSeq lists its product as uncharacterized. The record is from RefSeq and is a predicted model, not a curated record. NCBI's taxonomy places the organism in Eukaryota, Fungi, Ascomycota, Dothideomycetes, Mycosphaerellales, Mycosphaerellaceae. Gene Ontology annotation, cellular component: nucleus.